AUGUCUUCGUCGUCCGCAUCCACGUUGUAUGGUAAAACCAUUCUAUUAGAACUUGGGUAUGAAAAAGGCUUUAAAGCGAAACAAGAAUUGAUCAAUUUCUUGCGAGAGCAGCACGCACGUGUUUCGUAUAUUCUUACAGCUAGUACUGAUUAUGUUUUCACAACAAAUAAUGUCGACAAUUCAAAGACGCGUCGUGCUAGACAACUCGGUAUUCCACUAAUCGAUGUCGACUAUAUACAACAAUAUCGUUCCUCAUCGUCUGGACGAAUAUCGACUGACAUCAAUAAAUUUCUCAUCAAGUCGUCCGAAGAUCAAGAGAAUUUUACGAGAACUGGUACUAUAAACGUCUCAGAGUCUCGACCGAAUAUGUGUAAAAUCAAUAAAUUCGAUGCCAAUAAAAUCAAAUUAUGGAAUUCUACUGAUGAAAAUCUGCCUUGCUUCGACGAAUUAACGCAUGGUGCUAUUGGAAAAUGGGCGAUCUUUAAAGAAACCACUGAUAAUUCCCAUGUUUUCUUCGUUCUUGAACUUCAAAUAAUUCCCGUACAAUACUACAAUCCAUCGACAAGUGAUUAUCGAUUGCGAUUUCGGUAUGAAAAGCAAACUAUUACAGAAGGAAAACAGCAAGACAAGAAAAUUUCAUUUCAAUAUGCCUUUGGAAAUGAUCCUAAUGAACAGCAACAAUUGUUUGCAUUCUAUUACAAUCGAAUAUCCACAAUGCCACGUAUUACACGUAUUCGCGACAUGUUACCUAAUCAAUUAGGCUCAAAAUUAUUAUUACGAUCUUUGUUCAUACAUCGUCUUGAUACACAAAUACUUGAUGAGAAUGUAUGUCAAUUGAUUGAAUCGAUUUGGUUGGAAUCAGUUGGUGAUGUGAAUAAAAUCUUGAGUGUCUCGCCUGAAUUCAUCACUCUCAAAACGAUAGUUGAAGCUGAAGCUGCACUUCUUGAGUUGAAAACUACCAAUGAUUCGGCGGCAGCAACACGCUUUUAUUCACUUUUACCACAUCAACCAUCGUGCCAGAUUGACCUCGUCAAAAAUCGGCGAGCAUUGAUUGAAAAACUAGAUUUAUGUCAAAUGCUGAGAGACAUGCUAACAGUGAAUGAACUGACGAACUGGAAUGUGAAAGCGCCAAUUGAAGCUAAAUACAGAGCGUUAAAGUGCUACAUUGAAGUUCUGUCGAGCUCGACACCUGAAUAUAAGAAUAUUGCGAAGUUGAUUCAAUCAUCAUCCGAUAGUAGUGAACAAGUUCUUAUUCAUAAUAUAUUCAGCGUAGCAAAACAGAGUGAUAGUUUGAAUUUUCGUUCUACACUAUCUCACCAACGGCAAUUAUUUCAUGGAUCGAAAUAUUCGAAUUUCCUCGGAAUUCUCUCUCGUGGUCUGGUUAUGCCGAAAAUGGUGGUGGAAGACUUCGGUGUGGUGCGUACUGAUAUUGGUUGUCUUGGUUAUGGAAUUUAUUUCUCAGAUUCAAUUUCUACAUCUCUCAAAUAUACAACAGCAAGCACCGCACGACCCGGACGUCGAUUGUUAUGCAUAUGCCAAGUGGCAUUAGGUGAAUCGGCGAAUUACUACUCAUUUGCACCAAAUCUUACAAAGCCUCCCGAUGGCUUCCAGAGUACACAUGGAGUCAAACGAACAGAGGAUAAUCAGUCGAUGUUUACUGAUAACGAAUACGCAAUCUAUCAACUUGAUCAACAACUUUUACACUAUGUCGUUGAAGUCUCUUGGGCACCAAAGGAUGCUUUAAACAUCCAAUUGGAACGUUUACCAAUUGUUCAUCAUCAGCAAUGUGCACUUGAUUGUGUUUCAGUUGAUGUUCCAACAACGAUCGAUGAUGAAAUCAUCGAAAUAGCGGAGCAAGAUUAUGGUUUGAUAUGUCCGGCAUCAGGCAAAAUCAUUCCGCUUCGAUCAUUUCAUCUCCGUGCUCAAGUUGUUGACACAACAGUUGAAGUUGUUCUGUAUCAAGUCUAUUACAACACGAGUUCGACGCCCAUCGAAGCUAAGUACGUUUUUCCAUUGGAUGAAAAUUCCACGGUAUGUGGUUUCGAAGCACAUAUUAAUGACAAAGUGAUUAAAGGUGUUGUCAAAGAAAAAGAACAAGCGAAACAAGAAUAUCGCGAAGCUAUUGCCAAAGGUCAUGGUGCUUAUCUAAUGCAUCAAGAAGAAGCUCAGGUUUUCAGUGUAGCAGUUGGUAAUUUACCGGCAAAUACCGAAGUGAUCAUUAAGAUAACUUACGUUGCCGAGUUAGAAAUUGAAAAUGGUGAUAUUAUGUUUCGUCUGCCGGCAAAAAUGACUUCUUGGCAAUCAAAGCAAGCCAUAGAAGCACGAGAUCAAUCGAUUCUUCGAUCGAUCGGUAUGAUCGACGAGAAAGUGGAAUUCACUUUCAGAGCAUCCAUUCGAAUGCCAUAUAAUAUCACAAAACUAUUCUCGCCAACACAUCGUCUUCGUCGAAAAAUAACCAAUUGUAUUGCCAUGGUAGAACUCGUUGAUAAUAUUCUACUUGAUCGAGAUUUCAUCCUUUCAAUCACACUCAAUAGUCCGAAUUUACCUCGAAUAUCGAUUGAAACCUUGGAAGAUUCCAGCUCUCAGGCAUGCAUGUUAACAUUUUACCCGAAAUUUGAAGCACCAGCUCAUUCUCGUGAAGAAAUCGAGAUUAUAUUUAUUGUUGAUGUGUCCAAUUCAAUGGAUGGUACUCAUGUACACCAAGCGAAACAAUUGGCUCAUUUAUUCCUCACUAAUUUAUCAAUUAAUGAUGUGAAGACGUAUUUUAACAUUAUUACUUUUGGAUCUGAUAAUGAUGAAUGCUUUCCUAUGUCUGUACCAACAACGAAAGAAAAUCUUGACAAAGCUAAACAUUUCGUUCUGCAUUCACUGAUUCAUCGUGGUAAUACAGAUCUAUUCUCUGUUCUUCAUCGUUACUCACUAUUGCCAUCCAAAUUUUCACGUCAAUUUAUUCUGCUAUCUGAUGGACACAUUCAUGACCUCCAAUCGAUUCUAAUUCUACUCAAACACCAAUCAACAUUCUGUCGUGAUCGUUUGUUUACCUGUUCAGUUGGUAAUGUUGCAAAUAAGCAUUGUCUGAAGCAGCUGGCUAACGAAGCAAGUGGCGGUGGUCUAACGAUCAUAUUCGACUCGAAUUACCGAUCGAAAUGGAAAGCCAAAGUAUUGAAUCUUCUCGAACAUGUUCGACAGCCAUGUGUGACUAGUGUAUCGAUCAAUUGGGAUGGUCAUAUCGAUGAACAGGAAAGGUUUCAUAUGCAAGCACCAAAAACAAUUCGUUCUCUAUUCAACGGAAUGCGAAUUACUGUUUAUCGAUUUGUACAGAAUUGUCAUAAGGCAACGUUGACGGCAAUGGUCGACGGACAAGAAUUUGUUACCACUGUAUUUAGCAAUCCGAUGACAAUGACAAGAGGACGUAUUCUACACUGUUUAACUGCACGAGCGAUCAUCGAUGAUUAUGCUAAUGGACUAUUGGAUGCUGAUGAAAGUGAAAAUGAAUUAAUCAAAGUUCAAUAUAAGCGAGAUCUUAUCGAUCUGAGCAUCAAACAUUCAGUUGUUAGUGCGUACACAAGUUUUGUUGCUAUCGAAGAACGUGAUACCAAAUCGAACGUCGAAAAUCAUCAGCCAGGAGUUCGUCUGCUUGAUAUCAUGCUGGAAAGUGACACGGAUCUACUUCCAUACAUGGGAUGGGAUGGUGAUGUAUCAAAUGCGUCCUUAAUGAAACAGAAACUUAUCGAUGCAUGUACUUUACUCGAUAGUACACCGAUUCAAAGGAAAAAAGAGGUGAUUGUUGAUAUUGAAAAACUUUGUGAAAGUAUUUCCUAUCGAGCAAGUGGAGAUGCAAAGUGUGAGAUCAUGAUGAAUAUCAUACGGACGUGUCGUCAUUCGUUAAAGGAAUAUGCUAAAGCGGAUGAAAUCGAACAGAAAAUGCGGCGAGAUAUACUGAUGGAGAUGGUCGGUGCAACAGCAGAAGAACGACAGGUAUUAGAACAACAGUGCCAAGCGAAUAACUUGAUAUUUACAGAUGAUGAAAUGGCUUUGUUAUCUUCGUACGAUGAAAUCAGUGAUCCGUUUGAGGCGAAUUUCAAGAAAUUAACACCCAUUGACCAAACGAAGAAAAUGAGAGAAUUAACAACUACGUUGGAGGAAAAGAUAGAUUUGGAUAACGGAUGCUUCUUACCUACUAUCUCAACUGGAGAAAACAUCCCGCCAUCCUUGGUAGUUGAGGAACAGAAUUUACCGACAGUAGAACAAGAUCCAUGGGAAAACAUAUUACAAGAGUUAGCAACGAAAGAUGAUUGGAGUACGACUGAUUUCGGCUUUUUGGAUUGCCUGGACGAAACAUCCUAUGUGGAAAUUACCAGUCGUCUGGAUGAAGUACGAUCGAGACGAAUGCGUAUGUUUCAAGAUGCCGAAAUCGAAGAGAAAGACGGAGAUGUUGACGUGUCCUCAUUAGUUAAUCUUCCUCUUGGUGGAGAAGAUCUUCCAGCAGAUUUAAAUUUACGCUUAGAAUCGAAUGUGGGAUAUGUACCGACACCUAAUAAUGAGAAAGCUAUGGAGGAAAACGACGAGAUGGAUACUCGUGCAUCAUCUGUAACGUUGCUUUCAAAACCUGAACAUGGCACUGCAACGUCACGUGCAGCGACGCCAGUAGCUAGUACAAUUGAAUCAGACACCUUGUAUCGAAGGAUAUCAUUAGUGGAUGCGACUGCAUUGAAUGCGUCUCGACAUCGUAGUGGCUGCAUGUCAUCUUCGGCUCCAUCAGAAUCGAAGAUUAAAACACGUGUACCAGAUCAACCUCUUUCUGGAAGGCAUGGAGGUCCAUCACGCGUGAUGAACGAACCCGCAAGUCUUCAUACUAGAGCAGAUGAUAAAGCAGUAUCCGAACGCUCGCAAUUUGUGCUCAUAAAUCAAGAUGAACAACGUCGAGAGACGCGAAGUCCAAUCAAACAUAUGUCGACAGAGGAGCUAAAGCUACAAAGUGAGCAAGUCGAAUUGUCACGUUUGGUUUCAAACGCAAGAUUGAAGAAAGAAAAUCGUAAACAGGAGAUGCGAGGUGAAAAGAAUGUUGUCGAAGAUAUCAUAGACAUCUCCGCUUUCUAUCAAAAUCCGAUGCCUAUGUGCGAUUUACUACUUCUCGAUGUAUGUCCACUUGGACUGGGCAUUGGAGAUAUUCACGGUCAAAUGCACACAUUGAUUCGUCGUAAUACGACGAUUCCAACACGAACUCAGUUUUGGCCAAUAUUUACCAAUGCUUAUGCUUAUCAAGCAACAGCUACCAUUCGUAUAUUUGAAGGUGAACAUAAGUUAACAAAAUACAAUGAAUUUUUGGGUGAGUUCGAUCUUUCCGGUUUGACGAGUAAUUUGACUUCUCGGACACUUCAAAUAUCUGUUCGUAUGGAUAUUGAUGCAAAUGGUAUACUUCGCGUCGAUGCUGAAGAAGAACUUUCUGGUGCCAAAGCUACAUAUACCGUCCACUCGAGUGAAAAAAGAUUAUCAAGUGAUGACAUUCAACGGCAUCUCAUAUUCGUAGAAGGUCAAACGAAUGCUGCAGCUAAAUCUGCUUACGAUCGUACACUCGAUGAUCCGUUGUGUCAACUUGGUGGACAAGUUCAGGUCAUGCAGCAUAACUUCUCUGGUGAAUUUGCUAAUACAGACCCACUAGGUUGGUUAUCACCUGUCAGUAUAUGUCAAUACAUUUGUGAAUCUAUAGAUCAAACAACUGAUAUUUCACUGUUGAGAAAGUUGAAAGAUGUUUGCUCUACAUCUACAAUCAUCAACGAACUUAUGAAACUUCAAUUUGAAGAUGGAUCGUUUACUUUGAACAAGCAGCUAGCCGAUGUUUUUCAUCUAGAUUGUGCAGUUUUUCAAAGUCUUGAACAUUAUUUAGCUGAACAUGGUUUCAAAUCACUCGCUUUGAAUUUACAAAACGAAAUUCUUCGUUUGAUCGGUACCGGUGUCAUCCUUCUCUGGCUUGUCCAUCAAUCUCAAGCAUCGCAUUCGGAUUCGCUUGGAUUUUCCUUUAGCAUUGAACAAAUCAAAAUUCAUCUUUGCAUGGAUUAUCCUUCUGACAUCCACGGACAAAUUCUGAAGGCAAUAGAGUUUUAUCAACGAGUCAGUCAACAACACGGUAUCUAUUGUAAACAACUAGAGCUCGAGGGCUCAUCGUGGAACAUGUUUGUUCAAUAUCUGUUCUUCGCUGACGGUUGUCAUAAAACAAACAGCAUUUAA
Messenger RNA from Adineta ricciae, 6228 nucleotides. Lineage: Eukaryota; Metazoa; Rotifera; Eurotatoria; Adinetida; Adinetidae. The record is from the annotation of a GenBank genome assembly.